GAAACAGAGACACCAAUGGAAAGAUUCUUCUUCAUCUCUGUUUUUCUUCUUCUUCUUCCUCACUUCUUCAUCAUCAACAUCACCUUUGCUUUACCUCUCUCCACCGACUCACGCUGGAUCGUGGACGAUGGCAACAAAGGACAGCGAGUGAAGCUCGCGUGCAUCAACUGGCCCUCGCAUCUAGAAACUGCGGUGGCGGAAGGUUUAAGCAAGCAGCCUUUGGAUUUGAUUGCCAAGAAGAUCGUCUCAAUGGGGUUCAAUUGCGUGAGAUUGACUUGGCCUCUCUACUUAGCCACCGAUGAAUCUUUCUCUGGGGUUAUGAGUGUGAGACAAUCUCUUCGCAAGUUUGGUCUUCUUGAAGCUAUCUCUGGCUUUCAAGCUAAUAAUCCAUACUUUCUUGAUCUUCCUCUGAUCAAAGCUUUCCAGGAAGUGGUUUCUUGUCUUGGAAAGAACAGAGUAAUGGUGAUCUUAGACAACCACACAAGCCAACCUGGUUGGUGUUGCAAUGACAAUGAUGGAAACGGUUUUUUCGGCGAUAAAAAUUUAAACCCUCAUCUUUGGAUCAGAGGGUUAACGAAAAUGGCUACAAUAUUUGCUAAUUCAUCAAAUGUGGUUGGUAUGAGUCUAAGGAAUGAGCUUAGAGGUUCAAAACAGAACAUCAACGACUGGUACAAGUACAUGAGAGAAGGCGCUGAAGCAGUCCACUCCGUGAAUCCUAACAUUCUUGUCAUUGUCUCGGGUUUAAACUACGAGACUGACUUAUCUUUCCUCCGAGACAAACCGUUUGAAGUAACCUUCAAGAGGAAACUAGUGUUUGAGAUACAUUGGUAUGGGUUUUGGAGUUCUUGGGAAGGGGAUAACUUGAACAAGAUUUGCGGGAGAGAAACAGAUAACAUUAUGAAAAUGUCAGGGUUUCUAAUCGAGAGAGGGAUUCCAUUGUUUGUGAGCGAGUUUGGGAUUGAUCAGAGAGGGAGUAAUGUGAAUGACAAUAGGUUUCUAAGUUGUUUUAUGGCUUUAGCAGCGGAUCUUGACCUAGAUUGGGCGUUAUGGACUCUUGCAGGAAGCUAUUAUGUAAGAGAUAAAAUUAUAGGGUAUGAUGAAUCUUAUGGAGUUUUGGACUGGAGUUGGUCAAGUGUAAGGAACUCAACCAUUAUGCAGAUGAUUUCUGCUAUUCAGUCUCCUUUUAGAGGACCAGGUUUAAAGGAAACUAACCCCAAGAAAAUAAUAUUCCACCCUGCGAGUGGACUUUGCAUCGUGAGGAAGUCCUUAUUUGAGCUUAAGCUAGGUUCUUGUAAUAGAUCAGAGAGCUUUAGACUUUCUUCUCAUCAGGUUUUGUCACUAGCUGAAGAAAAAAUCUUUUGCAUUAAAGCUUAUGAGAAAGGAAACUCUGUGAAGCUGCGUCUGUACUUCUCAGAAUAUUACUGCUCAAAAUGGAAAUUUUUGUCCGAGUCAAAGAUGCAACUCUCGUCGAUAACAAAGAAUGGUGAAUCAGUUUGUUUGGAUGUGGAUUCAGAUACUAACAGCAUUGUGACGAAAAGCUGCAAAUGUUUGAAAGGAGAUGCGAGUUGUGAUCCUAAAAGCCAGUGGUUUAAGGUUAUUACUAGCACGAGAAGUCGCUUUAGAGCAAAACCGUUUCUUCGAGUUAGCCCAUACUUGAAGACACUUGUCCAGGAAAGUUUGUCAGUUUCAUAAGGUAUUGAAAGAUAAGUAUACAAAUAUCUUUUUAACCAGAUUGUAUACAUCUAGCUCUCACAGGGCUGAAAUGUGUUAAGAUCAUGCUUGUAAGUUUUUUCCCUAAUAAUAUGUACAGUUUGAUUGCAAUAAUUUAUUUGUAUAACAUUUGAUAUGUAUCAAGCAUUGUACGAUCUAUCAAAAUGACAAUACCGAC
Molecule: messenger RNA, 1888 nt
Organism: Eruca vesicaria subsp. sativa (arugula)
Lineage: Eukaryota; Viridiplantae; Streptophyta; Magnoliopsida; Brassicales; Brassicaceae
Source: the annotation of a GenBank genome assembly